AAUACUAAUCAGGCGACCAUACGACCAUUUACACCAGUCUUUUACAGAAACUUGUACUUAAUUAUUACCCCUUAAGAAUAAUUUUGCUAUGACAUAACUCGACAUACACUUACAACCCACGUGCCGAAAAACUAAUCUAAAAAAGAAAAGAUCACACACCUCCCUUUAGGAUUUUUCCAGGGACUCAAAGCAGAAAGAGAUUCGUCCUUUUCCUUUUCCUUUCCCUUUCCUUUAUUCCCCAGGUCACGCGCACACACAACGGACACCCACCACGGAGUUUUGCUCCUCCUUGAUCUCUCUCUGAUAAAAACACGCACAAUGGGGGAACAAGAAGGCAGAGAGAUACAGAUCUAAAAAACCAAAUCUGGGAAAAGGAGCAGAAAAGAACUUUUCUUCUCUUCUCUGCAACUCCAUUUUUCCUUUUCUCUGCUUUGAGCUCACUAUAGAAGCCACGAAAACUUCUGCACCAAACUCGUGAAAAUGCAGCCGUGAAAGGCCAAUGUUCAGCUUCUGCACAAAACACCUCAACCAAGCUUACAAACACCUAAAACAACCAGAUCUUCAUCAUCACAAACACCCAGCAUUUUCUCCAUAAAGUGGUCCGAUUUUCUCCAUUAAAACCAUGUAAACAGCCCCAAAAACCACCCGCAAAACAGCUCGAAAAUAGCUGGAAAACAGUCAUUAAAACCUGCAAAAACGUAGCAGCUCCGACCCUGUUGAGCUUCGAAUUUUCCCGGUAGGCUUCGAGGUCGCCGCCGUUGAGGACCGUUCGUGGUUCGGUUCGCGUUUCUGCUCGAAGUAUGAUCGUCGUGUCGAGUUCCGGUCGCAACUGUCCCUUUGUUUCAGUCCGUGUAACUGCUGGAAUUUUUAUUAAUUGAAAACAACUUCAGCUCCUUGCAUUGAGGAACUUGAGGAUAAGAUGCAGAAGCUUCACAAAGAACGAGAAGCAGCCAUAUUAGAAAGGAGAGCUGCUGAUAGUGAUGAUGACAUGAACGGACUAGUAGCUGCUAUAAGUGCUGCAAAUCAAGUUCUAAGUAAAGGAGUUGGUAAUACAGAAACAAUAAAAAUUGUGGCAGCUGCAGCUCUGGCUCUAAGAGCAACUCUGAGGGAAGGAAGGAAUUUUCCAGUCGAGCUAGAUGAAUUCAGUAAAGAUGGGAAUAUGCAAUAUCAAAUGGAUGUGAGCAGAAGGGCAAACGCCCGAGAACACAAGAGAGCAAGAAAUGAUGUUAUGAGAAUGCCAGUUACAGGAUCCUAUUCGCCAAUAGAAGGAGAAUUAGACACUGAUGAAUGUGACACCGAGAGCAAUGCGUAUCGGUCUCAUCGUGAUCAAUUGCUUCACUCUACUAAAUAGAUUUUUGGUGAUAAACAUGAAUACUCUGAAUUUUUUGUAGUUGUAGAAAAUUUUAUAGAUGGAAGAAAGAUUAUACUUCAAGCUAUCGUGAUGCACAUGUGUCCGUUUGUAUAUCUGCUAUUUUCUCACCCUAUGUGAGGCUGAAGCUUCUGAAGUGGGAUCCUCUACAUGAAAAUGCAGAUUUCAUGAAUAUGAAAUGGUAAGUGCAUUUCCUCUCAAAUUUUGUAAAUACUAGACUCGGGGGUUGUGAGAGGAAACUUUUCCUUGUCCGACUGUGAGACUUCCUUUUUUGGGACCUAAAAGUUUGUAGCAUUAUAAUUGAUAUAUAUGAAAAUUCAAAUACGGAAAGAUGUCGUUGAGCCGUAUAUUCACUUCUAUACAAAUUUUUCAUCUCUCUCACACCAUCUUGGUAAGGAACUUUUGACUUGUAAAAAGAUUCUAAUAUGUAAAAUAUACAUAUAUACAUGUUUUAUAAGAUUUAGCUUUGAACUAUAAUUUUGCUUCAUUCCAGGUAUACUUUGCUUCAUAAGUAUGGACUCUCUACGGAUGAAAAUCCAAAUAGCUUUGAUGACGCUGAUGCCAAUCCUGUUCAAUUGGUGAUGAAACUUGCAAUGCCCAUUCCACAUAACCGGUUAGCUCAGUGCUGGUAUGUGUUUAGCACCCGUGAGACACUGUGUGCUGUAUCUGCCAUAAAACUGGUGUUAAGAAGACAUCUUCCGUCCACUGUCCCUUCAUACACUGAUCUAGGUAACAUGGUUCAUGAGCGUCUAGAUAAGGCUGUUGCUAAUUUGACGGUCUCUUUCUUAGAUCAUUACAAACGUUAGAAAUCUUUCUUCAUUUAGUUUCAGACAAAUGGUCUGAAACUAAGUACUGGUCUUUGCAGGUCCCUGCGUUGGACUCACUUGUAAUGGAAGUUGUACCUGAUGCAGCACGAGUCGCUGCAUAUAGGUUUGGAAUGAAUCUUCGCUUGAUGUCUAAUAUAUGCUUGUUCCAUGACGGUCGGAUUCUUGCCAUGGAUGUCAUAGAAGAAUUUGCUCUUGAUAAUCUCUUAUGUGGGAAGAUUCUUUCUAGGCAUCCAAGCAAACAUUCACGAUGCUAUUAUUAGAACUGAGAAAGUUAUUUUAUUAACUGGUAUUUUUGCAGGUCCUAGUGUUACAGGGCAUCGCAGGUAUUGUUUAUUUAAGUAGGUCAAUGUAAACCAUUUUCUUUUCUUUACCUACAGAUUGCCUUUUGGUUUACAUUGACCUACUUAAAUAAACAAUACCUGCGAUGCCCUGUAACACUAGGACCUGCAAAAAUACCAGUUAAUAAAAUAACUUUCUCAGUUCUAAUAAUAGCAUCGUGAAUGUUUGCUUGGAUGCCUAGAAAGAAUCUUCCCACAUAAGAGUUUAUCAAGAGCAAGUUCUUCUAUGACAGCCAUGGCAAGAAUUCGACCGUCAUGGAACAAGCAUAUAUUAGACAUUAAGCGAAGAGACAUUCCAAACCUCUAUGCAGCGACUCGUGCUGCAUCAGGUACAGCUUCCAUUACAA
Messenger RNA from Nicotiana attenuata, 2881 nucleotides. RefSeq names its product transcriptional repressor ILP1-like. NCBI's taxonomy places the organism in Eukaryota, Viridiplantae, Streptophyta, Magnoliopsida, Solanales, Solanaceae. The record is from RefSeq and is a predicted model, not a curated record. The transcript is spliced from 2 exons. Bases 920 to 1351 code for a protein of 143 amino acids. Gene Ontology annotation, biological process: mRNA splicing, via spliceosome. Gene Ontology annotation, molecular function: DNA binding. Gene Ontology annotation, cellular component: nucleus.